AAGCCAUCAAUAGUUGGGCUACCGAGUGGCACGGCAUCUCAAUGCUAGAGGCGUCACUGCAGACACCCUGGUUCAAUUCCAGGCUGUAUCACAACUGGAUGUGAUUGGGAGUGCUGUAGGGCGGUGCACAAUUGUCCUAUUGUCGUCUGGGUUUGGCCUCAUUGUAAAUAAGAAUUUGUUCUAACUGACUUGCCUGGUUAAAUAAAAAACAUAUUCAGCAGAAACAGGUAUAGAACCACAUAAAUAUAGUCUGAUUUGUAUAAAAUAAUUGUCUGAAGUUGUCAUGUGUUCUGACGUAUGUGAGCCAGGUGGAGGAUUAUCUACAGAUGUGUGACUUCCAGUCUACAGCCAUCAGCUGCAGACAUGCAUGCCUCCUGGAGCCUCCACAAACCUCUGGCCUGUGAUCUUCUUAGAACAGAACAGUCUGGGAAAACAUUCAGACACACAGUCAAGCACGCACCCAGCACUGUUGAAAUACCUCUUGCUUUCACUUGAAAAAACUUUGUAAAAAUCUGAUAGCACCCUUUUUAUAUAUCUCAUCUGAAAACUGUUGUAAUUGUCUUGUUUAGAGAAUGGAGAUACUAUUGAGUUUUGUCCACUCCACAGGGGAUGUUCCUGGAUGCUCUGGAGUUGUUUGCCAAGGCCUUGCUGCUUGUCAUAUCACAUGAGGAGGUCAGUGUGAAAUUUGAGCCUGGCAUGUCUGACGUCCCUGGGCCGCUAUUCUGACUGUCUGAGGCUGUUUAGUAACUGGCUACAGGUAGACUCUGAGACCGCAGAUCUGCUCACCCUCAGAGCACGUCUCCACAAACAGCUCAACCAGGGGUAUUCUGUACCGCAGGCUGAAAGACUUCACUUCUGUCAUUGAGGACCUGGUCCUGGCUGUGGAGCUGAGUGAGGCUUGAGUCCAGGGGGCGGAGCCGAGCGGACACACCCAGGAAAAACUGAGGGCCGUGCAGUAGGCGGCCCAGGCCCAGCUGGUGCUCACCUAUAACGACUUUGCCGUGCCGUGCUUCUUCCCAUAGCUUCUACGCCGAGGAAACCAUGCUGCUCAGCAAGGCCAUCCAGGAGCAGAAGGAGGAAAGCGGCCUCCACAUUAACAGAGGAGACUGUUUCCUCCAGCAGGACGAGUGGGAGUUUGCCCUGGCUGACUACCAGCAGGCGGAGGAGAUGUCUCCUGAUGACCAGGCCAUCUGGAUCCGCCUCGCUGUCAUCCUCAACACCCUGGGCACACACUGCUACCAGGACUGAUGUGUUUCCCCAGAAUCUGCAGUGGGCUUGACAAGAUGACCCUGUCACAUGACACAGAUAUCCAGUCUGACAUCCAAUCCUCAGAGGACCAGUCUGACCAGGUGGCGGAGCCGCUUAAAGCCUAUGUGGCACCCCAGUACGUGUACAAGCAGAUCGCCAGGAUCCACCAGCAGCACCACCACCACCACACCACCCACUCUGACCCGGCAUCACACAGCUCGGCGGCCCCUGGACUGCAGCUAGGAUGAGGAUCUGGUCGUGGGAACGAUGUGGAGAGACCAGCCUGGUGCUACUGGGGUUUCUCACCUUGGCUUUGUCUGUAGGGAACCUCUCAACCAGGGGACAGGAGGAAGGGGGAGCCUCCAACAGUCUGGAGGACGAGCUGGAGUCCACCACAUACUGGUGGGGGGAGUGGGCCAAGUGGACCGCCUGCACACGCACCUGUGGAGGGGGGGUUAUGUCCCAGGAGAGGCACUGUCUCAAACAGAGAAAGAAAGCAGCCGCUGCUAGAGACAACAUGACCUGCACUGGCACUUCGAAGAAAUACCUCCUCUGUAACACCAAGGACUGCCCUUCCUCUGGGAGAAGCUUCAGGGAAGAGCAGUGCUGGUCGUUCAACUCACAGGUCUACAAUGGCAGGAACUACCACUGGAAACCCCUGUAUCCGGAUGACUAUGUCCAUAUCUCCAGUAACCCAUGUGACCUGCACUGCACCACGGCCGACGGCCAGAGACAGCUGAUGGUUCCUGCUCGGGACGGAACGUCCUGCAAGUACAGCAACUACAGAGGGGUCUGUGUAGACGGCAGAUGUGAGCCAAUCGGGUGUGAUGGAGUACUUUUCUCGCCCAACAUGCUGGAUAAGUGUGGUGUGUGUCAGGGGGAUGGCAGCAGCUGCAGCAGGGUCAAUGGAAAUUUCCGCCGCGGGGCCACCACUUUGGGUUACUCCUUCAUCACAUCAAUCCCUGAGGGCUCCUGGGACAUUCAGAUCAUUGAGAGGAAGAAGUCAGCUGAUGUUUUGGCUGUGACCGAUCAGGCGGGGAACUUCUUCUUCAAUGGGAACUACAAGGUGGACAGCCCCCAGAACUUCCAUGCGGCGGGGACCGUCUUCAAAUACCGGCGGCCCAUGGAUGUGUAUGAGACGGGGAUCGAGUACAUCGUAGCCAAAGGGCCCAUCGACCAGGCCAUCAAUGUUCUGGUGUGGAACCAGAAUGGUCGUAUCCCUUACAUCACGUACGAGUACACCGUCCUGAGAGAGUCCCUGUCCCCUGUCCCUCAACCUCCCGUCUACACUGGCCCCGACAGCACCGCCCCAGGGGUUUCCGUGGAAAUGGGCAGUAUGGUGGCCCCCAACGGGAGCACGUAUGACAAGGUGGCCCCUGAGACCCAGAGGAACCAGGUGCUGAAACAGGGGGCCAAGGCGGCAGGGGCCGAGGGCCAGAAAGGCCAGGAGACCAACGAGGUGUAUGAGGAGACAGGAGCCAUCGACUGUCACCAGGACAGCCCAACCCCACCACAAUACACAGAUGGCAACAGCAGUCACACAGGUAGCGUAGCAGUCCCUGCCCCGGCAGCCAGCAGGCCUUUAGAGGAGGGACCAGACUCAGAGAACCUCAUCUGGAGAGUCUUGCUGGGCAAGCAGAUUGGUCCAGAUGAGCUGCUCACCAACAUCUCAACCAAUCAGCUCCUGACGGAGGGAGAGGGAGUGUUCUCGUUGGAGGUGGACUAUAGCAGUGUGGAGCAGGGAGGCCAGUUCCCCCUCAACAGCUCUCUGGGGGAGUUCAGUUUGGGCGCGCUGAGGAAUGAUACUGGAGACCUGCUCUUCCCCAACAGGACGCUGCUGACGGGGAUGAGGAGCAACAAUCGCACCAACAGAACCAGGACUAAUCAGAGGUUCCUGCAGAAGAACUUCAAGCUGAGCCCUGCAGACAUGUACCGCUGGAAACUGUCUUCUCAGGAACCCUGCUCCUCCACCUGCUCUAUAGGAGUGUCAAAGUCCUUUGCCAUGUGUGUUCGCUACGACGGCGCUGAGGUGAAUGACAUGCACUGUGACACUAUGACCCGACCUGAGCCUGUUCAUGACUUCUGCAUUGGGAGGGAGUGCCAGCCCAGGUGGGAGGCGAGCAGCUGGAGUGAGUGUUCUCGUACCUGUGGUGAGGGCUUCCAGUUCCGUCUGGUGCGCUGCUGGAAGAUGCUGUCCCCCGGGCUGGACAGCUCUGUGUACAGUGACCUCUGCACCCUGGCAGAGCUGGAGAGGCCCCUGGAGCGCCGCGCCUGUAAGAGCCCAACCUGUGGCCCCCAAUGGGAGGUGGCCGAGUGGACUGAGUGUCCAGCUAAGUGUGGCCGCAGGGCCCAGGUGACCCGGGAGGUCAGGUGUUCAGAUGAAACCAAGUCAUGUGAUCCCCUGACCCGCCCCCUUAACACCAAGAACUGCACAGGCCCGCCCUGCGAGCGCCAGUGGACUGUGUCAGAGUGGGGGCCGUGCUCUGGGUCGUGUGGCCAAGGGAAGAUGGUACGUCACGUUUACUGUAAGACACCAGAGGGCCGUGUGGUGCCUGAAUCCCAGUGCUCUCCAGAGAAUAAGCCCCUGGCAAUCCACCCCUGUGGGGAGAAGGACUGUGCUCCACACUGGCUCACUCAGGAUUGGGAGAGUUGUAACACGACAUGUGGCCGCGGUGUGAAGUGGAGAAUUGUGCAGUGCGCCGGCAUCACUGCUGGGAAGUUCCAGACCCACGACGACGAGGCUUGUGGUGCCAGUAAGAGGCCCGAGGACGAGAACACCUGCUUUGAGAGGCCCUGUUUCAAGUGGUACACCACGCCCUGGUCUGAGUGCACUAAGACAUGUGGUGUGGGUGUCCGGAUGAGAGACGUGAAGUGCUACCAGGGCAGGGAGAUCGUGAGAGGUUGUGACCCCCUGACCAAGCCUGUGGCCAAGCAGACCUGUGCCCUGCAACCUUGUCCCACUGAACCCCCAGAUGAGAGCUGUCAGGACCGUCCCACCACCAACUGCUCUCUGGCUCUGAAGGUGAACCUGUGCAGUCACUGGUACUACAGCAAGGCCUGCUGCCACUCCUGCAGGGCCCAGCACGCCUCUUAGUAUUGCCUGACACCUACAAAACCUUACCCUGCAGCUCUCCAACCCCCCCUCCCCACCCCCUACCUCCAGCAGACCCCCACAAACCCCUUAACUCCAACCACUGCAAACCCAUACCCGCAACCCACUUACUUCCAGCCAAAGAGCCCUCUACCCCUGACUACUCGUCGACAAAUUACCCCCCAGUAGGUUCCUCUACUACCCCCAGUAUGUUACUCUAUUACCCCCCAGUAGCUUACUCUACUACCCCCCAGUAUGUUACUAUAUUACCCCCCAGUAGGUUUGUCUACUACCCCCCAGUAGGUUACUCUACUACCCCCUAGUAGGUUACUCUACUACCCCCCAGUAUGUUACUAUAUUACCCCCCAGUAGGUUGCUCUACUACCCCCCAGUAGGUUACUCCACUACCCCCCAGUAGGUUACUCCACUACCCCCCAGUAGGUUACUCUAUUACCCCCCAGUAGGUUACUCUACUAACCCCCAGUAUGUUACUCUACUACCACCCAGUAGGUUACUCUACUACCCCCAGUAUGUUACUCUAUUAACCCCCCAGUAGGUUACUCUACUACCCCCGGUAUGUUACUCUACUACCCCCAGUAGGUUACUCUACUACCCCCCAGUAGGUUACUCUAUUACCCUCCCGUAGGUUAUUCUAUUACCCCCCAGUAGGGUACUCUAUUACCCUCCUGUAGGUUAUUAUAUUACCCUCCCAUAGGUUAUUCUAUUACCCCCCAGUAGGGUACUCUAUUACACCCCAGUAGGGUACUCUACUACCCCCCAGUAGGUUACUCUACUACCCCCCAGUAGGUUACUCUAUUACCCCCCAGUAUGUUAUUCUAUUACCCCCCAGUAUGUUAUUCUAUUACCCCCCAGUAGGUUACUCUAUUACCCCCCAGUAUGUUAUUCUAUUACCCCCCCAGUAGGGUACUCCACUACCCCCAGUAGGUUACUCUAUUACCCCCCCCCCCCCCAAGUAGGUUACUCUAUUACCCCCCAGUAGGUUACUCUACUACCCCCCACAAGAGGUUACAAUACUACUACCCCCCCCCCCCCCCAGUAGGUUACUCUACUACCCCCCACAAGAGGUUACAAUACUACUACCCCCCCAGUAGGUAACUCUACUACCCCCCCCCCCCCAUAGGUUACUCUCUAACUCUACUACCCCCCCUACCCCAGUAGGUUACUCUACUACCCCCCGCAGUAGGUUACUCUACUACUACUACUACACCCCCCCCCCCCCCCCCAGUAGGCUACAGUAUAUCUAAAGGGCCUGGUCCAAAUGAGAAGGAACUGUAGAAUAUGAUAAAGGCUUCAGUCUGAACCACAACCACAUACCUUUCUUUCAGAGAGGUUGUCAAUUGGGCACAUACAAAGAAUGACACCCUGAAGUACUAAGAGUUAAGGGGGAUAGAUGAGAGAGCGAAGAGUGAACUGGUGCGUCUAUUUGUGUCUUUUGAAGAGAGAAUCCUACACCAGAAAUCUCUUAAACCAUUGCUGUCAUUGCUCCAAAUAUUAACAACCUAUUAACAGAAGGGUCCACACUAAUGUGGAAAGAUAUAUUAAAUUAUUUCCUGGUUGACUAUACUGCAUGUCUAGUCUGAAUUUAAGAUAAAUAUUGACUACACAGGAAAGGUGUCCAUACUGAGUGUUAUCCUUAACUAUGAUAUGAGAAAUAGUACAAUACAAUGUAACUGCCCCAUUUUAGUUUUUAUUAUUGGGCCCAUACUGCUAUUUUUUGCAGAACAUACAAUUUAUUUAUUGCUCAUCACACAUGAUUUUAUCAAUCAUGGCAUAUAAUUCAUGAAGUUACUAAAUGCCAGGUAGUUAAGUGUGAAUGAGAGAGUGAAUUUAGAGGUUAAGACUAAAGACACAUGGUAUGGCCAUACAGUUAUCCCAUUCAUGGACUGAAAUAUUCUUGACACUUGAAAAGGUUGAAUUACAUUGAAGAGAUUGUAUCUCAUUUUUUACAAUAUAUAUCCAGUGUACUGUUCUUGUGUAACUGAUACCUCUUUGUACAAAGAAGUAAUCAUUGAGCUUUUGUACUGUUGUUAACUGAAGUCCUCAAUGUAAUUUACCUGUAUUUCGAUUAAAAACUGUAA
Molecule: messenger RNA, 6438 nt
Organism: Oncorhynchus mykiss (rainbow trout)
Lineage: Eukaryota; Metazoa; Chordata; Actinopteri; Salmoniformes; Salmonidae
Source: RefSeq, a predicted model, not a curated record